Molecule: messenger RNA, 4599 nt
Organism: Carcharodon carcharias (great white shark)
Lineage: Eukaryota; Metazoa; Chordata; Chondrichthyes; Lamniformes; Lamnidae
Product: vimentin-type intermediate filament-associated coiled-coil protein-like
Exons: 2
Coding region: 93-665 (190 amino acids)
Source: RefSeq, a predicted model, not a curated record
CGGCCAGCGCAUGUGCAGAAGCCGGUGCUGGUUCGGGCCUCGGGAUCGGGUACCGGGGCUUCCGCCUUGGAGAACGCUGACCGUGGGCUCCGAUGCGCAGGAUGUCGGUGCUGAGCCCGGUGCAGAUUAAAGAGGCAAACGCGCACCUGGCGGCUGUCCACCUCCGGGUGACGGAGCUGGAGCGGCGGCUGGAGGCGGCCGAGCGGACGGUGCGGGAACAGGCCGAGCGGCUGAUGGGCAAAGACCGGGAGCUGCAGGCCGCCAUCCGGGAGCUGACCCUACGCAAGGACCGGGAGAUGGUGGACGUGCAGGAGAAACUGCAGGAUUGUGAAGGGACAGUGCAGAGGCUGCAGACAGUGAUGAAGGAGAAGGACAGUGUGAUCGCCCAGCUCAGACACCGCAGUCAGCUGCUGGAUAAAAUCACUUGCAGCCGGCCCCUCCUUGAUAACCUGUUAUCAUAUAUGGCUGAGGCUGAACGCUCACAGAGUGUCCACAUCUCGCACCUUGACUCUCACCCUGGCUUCCCUGACCUCCAUGCACACUCCCUCCUCUUGGGAACCAAUGGGUUAAUGAACACCUGCCUCAGUGACCGCAAUUUCUCUGUCAGUGAGGAUGAUAUGGAGGAGCCAGGUCAAGACGAUGCAAUCUUUGGUACCACGGUUUAAGUCUCUGCAUCCAGAGGUCUGACCCUCUCCUGCUGAGAGAUGUUGAGAAGAGUCCACAAGUGCCUGUCGUUUCUGCAGAGCUGCAAAUCACCACACCGACACCUAUGAAUACCAAACCAUCAGUGACAUUAGUUAAAAGAAGUGGAAACCAGAAGCACUCCUAAACUGUGUGUCCAUUUUCUGUACUUACUGACACUACAUUCCAAAGAUUCUGGGGAUUUUUUCACUCUUUAACUUGGAACUGAAGGGUUAUUUCACUGAAUGUAAAAAAAGCAGACUGUGACAAUGUUUAUCAAUCCCUUGGUGCAGUUAUGAACAAUGGUGUUGGGUUAUGGCUGGGUUUAGUUAAAUGAAAGCUUUAUUCCGAAAGGCUGGGAGAAGAGUUCAGGAGGAGCUGGGUAACAACCUUCUUGUAGGCAAAGCACAAAAAGGAAACUCCAGCCUCUUCUCUCGAGGCUUCUCCCAACUUUUGAAGCUGUAGAAAAGAAUAGGAUCAUGUCACCAGAGUAAUAAAAGUGGGGAUUGUUCCCAAAGCUUUUGGAGUUUAGUUAGGUGCAUUGAGUGUUUGGAAAGGUGAAAGUUACAAUACUAUGACAGCCAAUUCCAUUUUAGAGCCCAAUCAUUCACCAGGUACACCAGCCUGGAACAUAAUGACGGAGUAAUAAAAGUUCCUGCGAUCUGAGUUUUAAUCCAGCUCAGGUUGGAUAAGGUCCCUGAUCUCUGUGGGUAUUGUGCAACAUCCCCGUUAACAGAGCUGCCUGAAUUGUAAAUGCUUGUUAUAGCUUUCAUGUCCAGAGAUUGUGUUUAUUCACAACACAAAACUACCUAGCCCGCGAACACACUAUAUCCAUCAGUGUGAGAGUCAAGAUCUGGGAAUGUGGAGAUUGGGAACUUCAUUCUGGGACAGUGGUGAGUGUUGAACAAAGGACCUUUUCAGGCUUUGUACUUCACCAUUUCUGAAUUCUUCCUGUGUCCUGAUACUGCCCACAACAGUAGUGACUGCAAGGUGCAGUGGAAUCCAUCCCUGACUAAACUCAUCUGUUAGGUCCAUCCUUUGCCCGCCUUCAAGAAUUCAAACUUCUGUGUUUUUUUUUUUCUCCAGAGUUAACCUAGUGCUCAUGAUAUUGACCUGGAAUAUCAUGAGAUGUUGGCCUGGAAUUUGCUCCACUGCUGUUCUACCACUGCCACUUUGCCGGAGGUGCAGGCGGCUCUGGUGUCUGUGUGUGUGAACAGGUCUUACAGCAAAGAUAUGGCAGUAGAGGAAGAGAUUCCUGGCCAUUGAGUUAAGAACACCGAUUGGCUCUACUUUAAUCAUCUAAUCUCCUCAGUGAGGAACAGGAAAGCUGCAAACAUUCGAAGAGUGACAAAGAAAAGACCCACUGGAUCAUCGAGCCUGUCCCAAAGAGUUGUGAUGCCUUGUGCACCCCAUAUUAAAAACGGGGAGAAUAAUCUUUGUUACCGAAGAAGUUCCUGCAAUAGUUGUACCCUGCUUCAAACUCUGCCAUAACCCAGAGCAAUGUUCACCAUUAUUACUGUCCAUUGUUUUUGUGUAUGUUUCCUCAGAUCUUAGUGUCUUCACUCUCUAAUUGACCACUGUAUGCUCUUACACAGCAUGCAGGCUAGGGAUUAACCCCCUGUGGGUAUGAUGACUCUGUCCUGGGAGCAUGACAAUGGGCAGCUAGGGAGUGAGUCUUGUCCUGGGAGCACAGUUCAGCUGUGAUGUUCAGUCUACAUUAGAACAGUGACUACAUACAUUUACUGUAAAGCAUUUUGGGACAUCCUAAGUUGUGAAAAGCACUAUGGAAAUGCAAGUUCGUUCUUCCUUUUAGUGCUGAACUGAGCUGGCUACCAGGAGGCUCGCAGCAAUAACCAGGUCAGCCAUCCCCUCCAAUAUUCACUUCAAAACUGGCUUGGGUCAGGAGCGUAUCCUCCUCUGUUCUGUGUUGUAUUGUUACAUUAUGUACAAAAUGCGUUUUUUGCCACACUCAGCAAAUAUGAAUUUAAUUUCCCUGAAAGUAAGAUUUGCACUUUAUUCCAUUGGGUUUGCACAGCAGUGACCUGAAGUCUGGCUGAACAUGCAGUCUUCCUCCUUAUCAGACCUUCAGUGACUCAUACAUAGAUGUGAAUUUGGGAAUUGUUAAUGCAGGUUUGGGAGUUAGAUUGUCAGAGGUUACUGAGCUAUGCAAUUGUUUAGCAGAAAGCACACUCAUUUCAUUGGAUCCAUCAGUCCUGUAGUCCUUAUCUGAUGUGUCAUGGGACUGAAGAUGUCCUUAUCUGCACCAACUGAGACCUCAUCUGUCCAUACUGACAAACCAGCCCAACUGUAUCUUAAAGGGAAAUGAACAAGUUAAUAACAGCAACGUGUGUUGUAUUUGCAGCAUACAGUAUCUGAACUCUGGCACUCAACCCAGCCAGGAACUCAGUCCUAUUUAUAGUUUAUGUUUGUUGCUUUAUCCAGUUUGAACAGUUGCUGUCUCAUUAACUUAUAAAUCCUAAAUCACAACAGCUGAUAUGAGCCAGUAGUGAUCCGGGAACAAAUGGAAAUGGCAGUAUGUGGGCCAGACUCCUUGCAGCCUUGAAUGUAGUACCUGGUGACUGAUUUCUGGUAAAGUACUCCACAUUAUCACCUGAUGGUGUCAUGGUGAAGUUGACAAUAGGCACAGACUGUUGGUGUGCCCCAGCUAUUUGAAUCGCAAUGUGCAAGGGGAGGGGAGGUCCUUUAUAUAUUCUCUGGGUUCAAUGACCAGUCACUCUUUUUGCUCUUGUGCUCUGCGAGCCCCUUGAUAAACUUGUAAUCAUUCCCUGGUCUGUAUAUAAAUUAUUCCUUAAAAUGCAUUAUUGUCUGAUUGCUCCUAGAGCUAAGUUAUUGUCUAUUGAGUAAUCACUCUCUGCCAGCCAUUAUCCUGUGUAAUCACUUGAUAUUUGUUAUUCUGUAUGUACUCACUCUCAUAACCAUUAUUCUGUGUGUAAUCACUCUCACCCAUUAUUAUGUCUAAUCACUCUCUGAUAUCCAUUACUCUGUUAAUUACUCCCUGGUGUCCAUUAUUCUCUGUAAUCACUUCUGAUAUCUAUUCUGUGUAAUCAUUUUGGUGUCCAUAUGUCUCUAUAAUCAUUUCUCUGUCUAUUCUGUGUGUAAUCUUCUGGAUGAUGGCUAUUUUCGAACAUCCAAAAGAAUUCUUUGUGUAGUCACUGUGUAUACCAAUCUCAAUAUAAUCACUCGAGGCAAACUAAUGUUCAUGUCAUCACUCCUAAACCAUUAUUUUCCACAUAUUCAAAAUCCAGCUUAUAAUUUUCCAUAUAUCUACAUAAUGCUAGAAUGUCAUUAUCAUGCUGGAACUCUAUUUAGUAAUUUACUUCUCCAGUUCUCUUAGUAGUUUAAGGAUGUUUGUUACAAAUUACAUGGGUGGAAGUUACAAGGCAGUUGACCACCUUGACUUACAAGUUCAAGCAACAGUGAGCUUUCAAAGUAAAUCUUGAGCUCAUUUGGCAAGUUCUUUGAACCCAGAGGUUGGCGAGAGAUGGAUCUGACUCUGAGGACUUUGUUGCAUCAUUGCCCAUUUCUCAUUCAAUAUUCAUGUUGCUGAUUUAGCUUUGUAACUACACUGUAUAUUACCUGACUUCAGCAAUGCAGGUAGGAAACCAUUCUGAUGUACGUACUGAAAAUGAUAACAUGGUUUUGAGGGGAAGGCACUCUUGAUUUUGCUUGUAGAUUACAGGAAUAUGUCCAGUACUAGGUUAUUUAUUUUCCCUUAAAAUAUAUAUUUUUUAGAGGGAUUUGGGACUGAGAUGUGAUGUUCCUUGUUUGAAAGUUACUGGGUGAAUGUACCACAACUCGCUCAGGGCUAAUAUUUUACAUAUUUACAGUUUUUGAUCAAUGUUUGUAGACACAAAUCUGAUAAAUUGGUGCCUUUUAUAAAACUGUGCAAUAACUUUA